This is a messenger RNA of Parastagonospora nodorum SN15, 362 nucleotides long. RefSeq lists its product as hypothetical. Bases 10 to 288 code for a protein of 92 amino acids. The record is from RefSeq and is a predicted model, not a curated record. Lineage: Eukaryota; Fungi; Ascomycota; Dothideomycetes; Pleosporales; Phaeosphaeriaceae. The transcript has 3 exons.
CACGCAAUCAUGGGUGGAGGUCCAAAAGUCCCGUACCCCAAGCACGUCUGGUCGCCGGCCGGAGGUUGGUAUGCCCAACCCGCCAACUGGAAAGGCAACACGGCCGCCGUGGGCCUCGUCCUCGGCAGCAUUGUCGGAAUGGCCUGGAUGAUCAGCGCAAGGCUGGAAUAUCGCGACAAGAUGCCUGAGCAAGGCCGCUUCUUUCCGAGCAGAUACUGGAGCAAGCAAAUUGUCGAUCACGAGCGGAGCCAGAAGCAGAGUGCUAUAGAGAAGACACUAUCAGGAUAAACAACGUACGAUGCAAGAGGAGGCUCACUGACGUCUUGCCGACAAUACAACACGAUUAUAUUCAUCGAGACCUG